This is a messenger RNA of Lathyrus oleraceus (garden pea), 881 nucleotides long. RefSeq lists its product as uncharacterized. Lineage: Eukaryota; Viridiplantae; Streptophyta; Magnoliopsida; Fabales; Fabaceae. Bases 97 to 792 code for a protein of 231 amino acids. The record is from RefSeq and is a predicted model, not a curated record. The transcript is spliced from 2 exons.
UUAUGAGAACAUAUGGAUAAGAUGAUGAGUUUUGUUUUAGUGGUGGAAAUGCAUUAGAUAGAUAGAUGAAUAGUUCUUAGUCUUGGUCAUCUUUGGAUGGCAUCUUGUAUAUCAAACUCUCUAUCACUCCAAGGGAGGAAGAGAAGCCCAAAUUGCUUAUUUGGUUGGAACAUAGGCAGAAAGAGAGGUGGUAAUGAUGACAAACCUCAGAUUAAAUACCAUGAUAUUGAUCUCACUUUCUCAACUUCUCUGGUUUCCAAAACAUUUUUGAAAGGUAAGGAACUAAAAUGCUGCUAUAGGGCAACAAUUGAUGGAUUUAGUGCAACAAGUUUCCACCAAUGUUGUGACUUUAAAGGACCAUGUGUAAUAAUAGGCUACACAAACAACUCUUUCAAGUUUGGUGCAUUUAACCCUGAAGGAUAUAGAAGCACAGAUGAUUACUAUGACACAUUUGAUGCAUUUCUAUUUUAUUGGAUAGAAAAUAAAAACGAGCCCAUCAUUUUGCCUAAGGUUGGUGGAAGUGGUGCAGCUUUGUUUGAUUAUGCUCGCGGCGGGCCACAGUUCGGGGCUGACGGGCUUCUCAUCGGGCCCCCGUUAGCACCGGUUAUGGGUGGUUUUGCUGGGCCUGACACUAAUUCUGGUGUUGGUGAUUUAACACAAGCUAAGUCUAGAUUGGGAUUGUCUUAUGCUAAAAGGGAAGAUGGCAAGGAGUCUAUCUUUGGUGAUGAGUCAAGAGUAACUAUUCAAGAAGUUGAAGUGUUUUGUAGCCCUAAAAUUGCAAGCUUAUAUUAGAAUUUCAUGAAAAAUACUAUACUAUACUAAUUCUCCUACUUUGAAGCUGUUGAAAAUCGAGUAUUUGAAAAAUUGUUUUUCUUUUAUCA